GAGAGAGGGAAAAUGGCGCACUUCGAAAAGUUGGACGAACAGCAUCCUUACUACGUGAUCGCCGCGGCUCGAAUGUGGCAAAAUCCUGAAACGAAGCCGGUGACCACUGCGAGAUUCUAUUGGAAAUUCGCAGCGUUCAACUUCAUUCAUAAAAGAAUACAGGAGUCCGAUGGAGGUUUCUUCGAAAAUUUCGGCACGUUACUGGCUGAGAAGGUUCGAGCACAGGAAUUGGCCGAAGGACCACUUCCAAAGAAAAAAGACGAGGAUGAGAAAGCGGAAGAGGAAGAAGAAGACAAGCUAAGCUUGGAGGGAAGCAUUGAGGAGCCUGUCGAUGCACUUUUGGAGACUGAUAGCGAUAGAGAUGAAAACGAGUACACCGCGAAUUUCUUGGCUGAGUCUAUGGGCUGGAACAUCGAGGAGCUCUAUGCUGCCCUAGUCUACAUGACCCAGCACCAGAUCGGCUACGACGUUUCCAACGAGUGUGCACAGGAAAGUUUGCUCAACCACCUCCAAAAUGCUUUCAAAGUGGACAACGAGACGCACGAGAAGGUUCUAGAGGAGACAAGGAACAUGGAGCCACCGGAAAUGCACUUGAACGUUGAAGUGAUCGAAGCAAAGGAGCUCGUGUCGAAGGACUCGAAUGGCAAGAGCGAUCCUUUCUGCGCCCUUUACCUCGAAUCAGCCCCUACGAGGAGGUACAACACUGCCGUGAAAACGUUCACACUGAGCCCUGUGUGGGAGGAACACUUCGAAUUACCCCUAGUUGACCCAGAGAAUGACGUACUAUUUUUGGAAGUAUGGGAUUUUGACGCUGCUGAAACAGUUCCUGAGAAGAUGAGUAAGGUGAAGGAUGUUAAGGGUGUGCGAGGAUUGGUGAAACUGGCGAAGGAAAUCGCGGUUACCGCCACGACUGGCAGCCAUGAUAACGAGUUCAUCGGUCGCUGUAGUAUACCUCUGAAGGAUAUUCCAACGACAGGCCACACGAUGUGGUACUCCCUGGAGAAGAAGAACAAAUCGAAGCGCCGUGGAGUGGUGAAACUGAGACUAGCCUUCAGCGCGGAGCACAACGCUCAGGUAGCAGCACAAGAGUACAGACACCUGAUCAGGGUUCUAUUGUUGCACGAAAUCGAAACGGAGAAAAUAGAGAAGUACUGUUGGUGCGGACGAUGGUCAGCGCCAGCGGAAGUUCUUCUUCUCCAGCACAGUGCGCAAAGAGGUCUGCUGGCUAGAAACGUGACAUUGGCCCAAUGGAUAGAAUACGCCAGAAUUCAUCAGGAACAUCCGAUUAACUUCAUCGUGUUCAAUAAAUUAAUAGUGGAUCUCUUGAGGCCCAUGGAGAGUGGCCUGUUCUCAGUGGACGAGAACAGACUUUUCUGGGAUGCAACGAAGAAACUGUUGUAUUCGUGCCUUAAUAGUAUUCGCAAAAUCAGGAGGCUCACUGUUGGAGAUAAGAAUACUAUGACACAGUUAUCCGCGAUUUUGGGGAUACUGUCGUCCAUCUCGUGCCUUAAAGUUCCUGAAGACGUAAUCCUAUUUCCCGCGAGAAUGUAUCCUUGGAUUCCGGAUCCCGAGGAGCACCUUACCGUACUUGACGUUUUGAAAUACACUGCUGAACAGGGUAGCGCAGAAUGGUUCGAUCACAUAUUGAACAACAAUUUCCCAGAAAGUGAAUCCGACGAAGACGCGUUGAAGUAUCAUAUCAAAGUGAUUCAACUGGUUAGGGCGGACUUGCAAAAUGCUAUCGACUACUACGAUAAAUUAUUCAUCAAACGAAUCAACUUCCCUUACGCAAGAUGUUUGUACGUGAUGUACGAGAAGAGGAUCAGCGAUAUGUGCAUGAUCAUCGUGGAAGACAUCUGUGGAAGGUUGAAGAGGAUCGAGGUUGAGAAUGCUGAUGUCGAGUUGAAUCUGGGAACAACGUUGUUUGGGUUGUACCUGGCGUUACAGAGAUACGUUGCUCUGGGACAAGUGCUGUGCGCCGAGGGACAGAUCGAAGGGAUGAAAGUGCAGAGUUACCACGAGUGGUUCAGGGCUGGCGUGGCGCAUUGGCUCGAUAUUGCAGUGUACAAAACGCUGAAACGAAUCGACAGAGCCGUGGAGUUUGAUACGUUACAAGCAGUCGAUAAUACCGUCCAAUACAGCUCGAGUGCCGUGGAUACCUUGACAAUAUUCUAUCAAAUCAAAGUGUUCUGGACACAGCUAGCUUGGCCCGAUGUAGAGGGUUCCUACACUUUCAUUGCCAAAAUUAUCGACGACAUUUGCAAGUGUUCAGUUGCUUACGCAGACAAAAUGGCCAAAAAGGCAGAACUAACUACAGAGUUAGAGCAAUUAUCCGAAAGCAGCGUGUAUGAGAAGAGAUUUUUCGUAUCCACUGCAUGGUGUUUCGCGAUCAACAAUAUCGACUAUAUCAGGACGUCCAUUAGACCCUUGGCUAAUGACUUAGGGCUCCAGAGUAUCGUGGAUGCAUUGGCGGAAAAGAAAACUCAGGAAGACUCUUACAGGUGUCAACAGACUCUUCAGCUGAUCAUCGACAAUGCUACAGACACUGUUAAGAACAAAAUCAUUGAUUUGUUGCAAGUGGUGGCGCACAAAAUGGCCCCUGCUAUGAACAGGUAUCUCAUGGAGGGUGCAGAAUUGAUAGACACGACCAGCAAUUCCAUGGACCGGCUUUUACAAUAUCUAGACAAUAAUUUAACAACUCUGCACGACAAUCUUAACGAAGACAACUUCGAGAGAGUCUUGCUUGUUACUUGGGACAUAAUAUCGGAAUCGUUGUACCAGUUGGUGCACAGCAAUUUAGAGAAAAGAAGGCCACCCUCGUUUUACUCGAACCUCCAUCGCACUCUGCAUUCCCUCAUUCGAUACUUUAACAUCGGCGCGGACGAAACUUCAAACGUGAAGGUUUUGGAAAAAAUCGAGCAUCUUCUGGUACUUCACGGUCUAGAGACAGCCGAACUGAUACAUCGUUAUCACGAGGAACGAAUCAAGGAGCAAAAUGUGUUGGAGGAUUCGGAAUACGGACAGAUCACUGUGAGGGCGCAGUUCGUCGACAAUUCUUUGAACAUUCAGAUCUUGAACGCGAGGAAGCUACGUCCAGUUGACAGUAAUGGCGAUUUGGUAGGCAAGGUGUCUACUCUGAAACGCAAGCUUCAUACAAAAUCUAAACAAAGACUGAAAGAAUGGAAGACAAGCAGCUGUGACUCGUACGUGAAGGUGAGGCUACUGCCAGAGGAAAAAUUCGCGGACGUGAAAUUGCCUAAGACUCACGUGCAAAAAGAAAACCUGUAUCCUCUGUACGAUGAAAUUUUCAACAUUCCUCUAACCAGCGAGCAAAGGGCGACCGAAAACGCGAUCAUAGCUUUCGAGCUGAAGGACAAGGACUUUCUCAGAUCGAGAUUCAUGGCGGAAGCUUUCCUGUCGUUCAAAGAAAUCCCUGAGACGGGAUCGGAUCGAGGAAUCGAGUCUCUCGAUCAGAUUCAUCUGAAUCUUUCACGUCCAACGAAGAAAAGUACGGACAUAAUUCAAGCGUUAGAACACAGAAAGGGAGACAUCCAGGCGACAGAUUUCCUAUCGAGACUUAGUUCUAAGGCUGAACGGAAGUAAUCGUCGUCGUUUGUUGAACAAAGGAACGACGAUCGAAAUUAUGCACAACGGAACAACGAAGUUCUGAGUAUCGAACAUGGGUGCUACUAUAAAUAAGAAUGACGAUAUUAUUAAUUUAAAUUAUCUACGCGAGAAUUAACUUGAUACGUAAUUCCUCAGAUUCUUCGAGUGUUCUGCAGCAUCAUUGUUUUUUUUUUUAAUUAAUUUAUUUCUAACCAUUUCUCGAGCUAAACUGCAUA
Habropoda laboriosa is the source of this 3842-nucleotide messenger RNA. RefSeq names its product protein unc-13 homolog D (gene stac). NCBI's taxonomy places the organism in Eukaryota, Metazoa, Arthropoda, Insecta, Hymenoptera, Apidae. The transcript has 18 exons. The coding region runs from base 13 to 3603 and encodes 1196 amino acids. The record is from RefSeq and is a predicted model, not a curated record.